AUGGCUAUCAGGAGAAACGGGCUUGCACUAUGCACACUCCUCGCUAGGGCGGCUAUUGCUUCACCCUUCCUCCGCACCUUCAAGACUGGGAUCGCAGCCGGGAACGGCGGAGCCGAAACGGGGUCAAGAGAAUUUUGGUACCACCUUAUAAUCAGCACUUUCCUUGUCCUAGCUGGAGGUGUAUUUGCUGGAUUGACGCUGGGUCUGAUGGGUCUUGAUGAAUUACACCUUCGAGUACUUGCAACAUCGUCUGAGGACAUGAACGAGAAGCGUAACGCCCAAAAAGUUCUCAAUCUCAUUCAUAAGGGCCGCCACUGGGUUCUCGUGGUCCUCCUUAUCGGGAAUGUGAUUGUCAACGAAAGCUUGCCAAUCUUUUUGGACAAUGCUCUUGGAGGCGGUGUGGCAGCCAUCGCCAUCUCAACGACAGCCAUUGUUAUCUUCGGGAUCAUCCCACAGGCGAUCAGCGUCCGAUAUGGACUCUUCGUCGGAGCGACAUGUGCACCGUUGGUGAUAGUUUUAAUGUACCUCUUUGCGCCCAUUGCCUACCCCAUCGCGAAGCUGCUGGACCUCGUUCUCGGCGCAGAUCAGUACCAUAUGUACAAGAAGGCCGAGCUCAAAUCUUUCCUGCAGCUCCACCAAGCGGGAGAGGAGCCGCUUCGCAAUGGCGAGAUCGCUAUCUUGAACGGGGUGCUGGAGCUUAAUACGAAGAACGUUGAGAUGAUCAUGACGCCCCUUCGAGAUGUCGUAAUCCUCAGUGCGGAUGAUAUCCUCGACUACGACGCUGUUGCUGCAAUUUUACAGAGUGGUUACUCCCGUUUCCCAGUUCACGAACCAGGAAACCCCACGUUCUUCGUCGGUCUCUUGCUAAUCAAGAAACUGUUGACAUACGAUCCAAGUAGAGCUCUGCCUGUAUCCGCCUUUCCGCUAUCCAUUCUCCCUGAAGCGCAUCCGUCGAUCAAUUGUUUCCAGGCUCUGGAUUAUUUCCAAAUAGGACGUGCUCACUUGCUUUUGGUCAGCCUUACCCCCGGUAAACCAGGCGGUGCGAUUGGCAUCAUUACCCUUGAAGAUAUCAUCGAGGAAAUUAUCUCCGAAGAAAUCGUCGAUGAAACGGACCAGUACCAAGACAAUCAUACCAAGAUUCAGGCGAGACGGUCAAUCACGUCGACCAUGAUGAGCGGAAUCGUCGAGUGCCGCCAAGCUCCGAAGCCACCCUACAUCCUGUUCAAUGAGAGCACUGCGCUCCUUGGUCAUAUAAAUAGUCGAACUGCAUCUCUGCCAGUGGGCGGAAUACCGCGGAAUUAUGCUAGCGUUCAUACCGGAACGUUUUCUCGUACACCAACGUCGACUCGUUAUUGA
This is a messenger RNA of Cyclocybe aegerita, 1356 nucleotides long. NCBI's taxonomy places the organism in Eukaryota, Fungi, Basidiomycota, Agaricomycetes, Agaricales, Hemipholiotaceae. The record is from the annotation of a GenBank genome assembly.